AUGCUUUGCAGGACCACCUUUGGCUUCUUUCACAACCCCCUGGCACCGCUCAGACCCUCAGACCCCGGCCCCCGCCUCGCCGCCAAUAGGUGGACCGGCUGGCCCUGCAGGCCACGCUUCCCUCCUCAGGCCCUUGCUGGUCUCCGGGCUCCUCCUGCCCACAGCUACGCCUGUUUGAUCCAAUUUACCUCUGCCUCUUCCUUCACCUGUUUCCUGACUGGCAAUCAGGAGACACACCUGUCCCUGGUUGUUAAUCCGGUGGUCAUUGCUGGUCAGACGAGGCUGGUCGUUGGUUUUUGUACUCGUACCCGUCAUGCUCGACCCAGUGUUCCUCUGUACUUAAUCAGCAUCGCCGUGUUUUCGCCGAGUGCCCAGGGCGGCAUAAUCGUCAAAUCCAUCAACACACUCGCUUGGCAUCAGAUCAGUACGGCGCCCUUUGAAGGAGAUGGACGUCACCGCUUUAUCAAGCAGACAAAGCAGAGAUCCCUUCCGGCGCGGAACAACUACAUUCAGCGCACCCUCUCAGCAACACAAGCAGUCCAGAGGGGCAAGGCAAGAAGACAGUCCAUGGGCAAGCGAGAGGUCGGGUGCUGGAGAGAGGUGACGAGGUCCGUGUCCAAGCGGGGGUCGAGGAUCGAAGGAACACAGUUUGAUCACAGGAAAUUGGGGGAACACUGCAGGGAACACAAAGGACAUAAGACACGGGCAGAGGGAAAGCACAGAGAGUGCAGGUACGAGGAGGGAAGGCAGAGGCGGGAUGCUUACUGCGAGGAGUGA
Messenger RNA from Nerophis lumbriciformis (worm pipefish), 777 nucleotides. The record is from RefSeq and is a predicted model, not a curated record. Lineage: Eukaryota; Metazoa; Chordata; Actinopteri; Syngnathiformes; Syngnathidae.